GAAAUUUCGCCUUUUUAGGGGGAGAGAGUAUUAAAAGAAUUUAAACUUAAAAAUUGUGAAGGUCAAAUCAGCCACUCAUCAUACAGUAUAGAAAAUUAAAAGAUUGUUCAUUUGAUUAAGGAGAUUUCACCUAACUGGAGUGAAAUCUGAUAAGGGCUUUCCUCAGUUCUGAGUGUGUGCAUUUCAAUCUGGAAGGAAGGAGGAGCGGGAAAAAGUCCUUUUUCUGCGAUCUGCUUUUCUGGGGGUGAGUUACUGCAAUGCAGAAAUUGCUGGAAUUGAAUAAGAUGUUUUGCAUAUGAAGUGAGGGAGGAGGAGAUGGAGCGGAGGAGCUGGCUGUGGCGGAAGAAGUCCUCCGACAAGAUUCCCAGCGGCGAAACCGAAAGCUCCGGUUCGAUUUCAUCACAUUCCGAGAGAUUCUCAGAUGAUCAGGCAAUUCCAAACCAUUCUAAUCAAUCGCCGGAAGUCACAUCCAAAACUGCAUCAAACAACGAAGAUCAUGACGAGAGUAUGAAAUCUAUAUCGGCUAAACUCUCAGAAGCUCUGCUUAAUAUUCGUGCUAAAGAAGACUUGGUGAAGCAGCAUGCAAAAGUUGCAGAGGAUGCCGUCUCAGGUUGGGAAAAGGCUGAAGCUGAAGUUUUGACACUGAAGCAACAAGUUGAAGCUGCCACCGAAAAGAACUCAGCCCUUGAAGAACGUGCCAGUCAACUUGACGGAGCACUCAAAGAGUGUCUGAGACAGCUCCGGCACUCAAGGGAAGAGCAGGAACAGAAGAUUCUAGAAGCCAUAUCUGACGCGAGCUCUCAAUGGGAGUCAAGAAAGUCCGAACUAGAGAAACAGCUCGCAGAGCUCCAGUCCGAACUGCAAGCUGCAAGAUUUGAAGCACUUGGGGCCACAGAUCUUCGCGCGCAGCUUGAGUUCAUGAUAAAAGAGAGGGAUCUAAGCACACUCGCUGCAGAAACCGCCAGCAAGCAACAUUUGGAGAGCACAAGAAAGGUGAGCAAGCUUGAAGGUGAGUGUCGCAUGCUCAAGGCUGCUCUUGCUCACAAAGCACAAUCUUUCGCGGAUACCCAAUCAGAUCAGUUUAGAAUAAAAAAGUCUCCCAGUGGAAACCGAUUGCCACGUUCGUCUUCCUCAGACAUCAAGAAUCUGAUGGAUGAUUUUCUUGAGAUGGAGAAGCUAGCGGCAUCGCAUGAGCCAGAUAAUGAAGUUGAUGAGAAGCUAGAGAAUAUAGAGGCAGAGAAAAGAAAACUGGAGAUGGAAUUAAAACAGUGCCAAUCCCAUCUCAAAACGUCAAGCAAGCAGUUAAAAGACGCAGAGACAAAGGUGAUGGAGUUGAGAGCCGAGUUAGCUUUGGUAAAUGGAACUUUUAAAGAGAACUUACAGAAAAUGGAAGUGGACAUGGCAGAGCUUCAAGCUACGUUAGAUAUGGCACGAAAAGGAAGGAAAUCUGUUGAGGCAGAACUUGAUGACACAAAACUAAAACUCAAGAAAUCAAUGGAGCGGUUAGAGGAAACAGAGGCCAAUCUGUUGGAGCUUCGUACUCAGCUGGAGAGGGAGAGUGAGAUAAGGCACGGUGUUGAGUUUGAACUAAAGGAUUGCAAUGGAAAGAGAGAGGAGUUAGAGUCUGGACUCAAAGCUGCAGAGCAUGAGGUGCAGAAUUUGCGCGCAAGAGUUUCUUCUCUUGAAGAAGAAGUGAAGAAGGAAAAGAGGUUUUCACAGGAAGCCAUUGUGAAGUUGAGGAAAAUAGAGAGUCUGCGCUUAAGACCAGCGCGAAACAUUGGAGACUGUAAAUUGAAUAAGGAAGAGGAACUGGCAGCAGCUGCUAAUAGAUUUGAGGAGUGCAGAAAGACCAUUGCUUCUAUUGGGAAGCAGUUGGAAACUCUUUCUUCCUUUGAAGAUCUCAUGAUCAACUCCUAAAAAGGACUCUGUAAUAGCCCGCCCUUCCCAAACCUUUUGGGGGCAGCCACUGUUCAUCGGAGGGCACCACCGUUUGGACGAGUAAGUUAAAAGGGGGCAACGAACCGGCAGUAGAUGGAACGCCUCAAUUUGGAAUGUGCUGAGGUAUAGUAUUCAUAUUUCAGCUAUAUAUAUGUGUGUGUGUGUGUGUGGAGCUUAUAGUAAAACUGCCCUUUCUUGGAGGAAAAUUUUUGUGUUUCAAACUUUCAAUUCAAUUUUUUUUGUUUUGUUUUUGAGACCAACCAAUGCAUUGGAACAGAACAGAAGCAAUUGUAUACUUACAUACAUAAACUUGGAUAUGCAUGCAGAGGGAUGUGUGUGUGUGUGUAAUAUAUUGGAAACAAGUUGCAUCUAAACAAGCUUAUUGGCAUUAUUUAAAAAAAAUUAAUGAAAAAAACUUUACUUGUAUUC
Molecule: messenger RNA, 2367 nt
Organism: Cuscuta campestris
Lineage: Eukaryota; Viridiplantae; Streptophyta; Magnoliopsida; Solanales; Convolvulaceae
Source: the annotation of a GenBank genome assembly